Messenger RNA from Ciona intestinalis (vase tunicate), 919 nucleotides. Its product is annotated as pre-mRNA-splicing factor SPF27. The record is from RefSeq and is a predicted model, not a curated record. Gene Ontology annotation, biological process: mRNA processing. Gene Ontology annotation, cellular component: Prp19 complex; precatalytic spliceosome; catalytic step 2 spliceosome. Lineage: Eukaryota; Metazoa; Chordata; Ascidiacea; Phlebobranchia; Cionidae.
AAAAAAUGGUACGCGAGUUAAUAAAGUUUGGGAAACACUGCUUUUGACAGAUUUAUAAAGUUUACUUGGUAUAUGUAAAAAGUUGACAUGGCUGGUGAAGUUACAGUAGAUGCUUUACCUUACUUUGAUAAAGGCUAUGAUGAUCCUGGAGUACGAGAAGCAGCAACUGCAAUGGUUGAAGAAGAAACAAGAAGAUAUCGACCAACAAGAAACUAUUUGAACUUUUUAGCUCCACCUAACAUACAUGCAUUUGAAACCGAUAUAAUGAAAAAUGAGUUUGAGCGAUUGGAGGCAAGACAACCUAUGGAACUUCUUAGCAUGCGUAGGUAUGAUCUCCCAAUCCCACCAAGUGGUCAAAGGAAUGAUAUCACUGCUUGGGAGGAAUGCGUAAAAAAUUCUCAUGCUCAGUUGCAGCAUCAGGAUGUUCGAAUAGAAAACUUAAACUUAAUGCUGGAACAUGGAAGCAACGCUUGGCGAUUAUACAAUGAACAAUUGGUUGCAAUGCUUCAGGAUGCACAGAAACAGUUGCAGAGCAUAAAAAAAGACAUUCAGGAUGUCAAUUGGGAACGAAAAUCUGAGCAAACUAAAGCAGGGGAAAAGCUGAGAACAUUGGAAGCAAAUUGGGUUAAUUUAGUGAGCAAAAACUAUGAAAUUGAAGAAGCCAUAUUUCAUUUAGAGGUUUUGGCAAAGACUGAAAAUGCAAAAAUGGCUCAAUCUCAUGCUGAAAACGGAAAAAUCUCAUUAAAAGUUGCUGAAAAUGGAGAAAUGGAGUAGUUACUCUCAUUUAUUAUCGUUUACUUUGUAUUUACAUUAUUGCUGCCAUGUUUGGGCAAAAUUGGCUUGUAACGUUCAACCUUUUAAUAAAAAAAUAGUUUUACAAAAUAAUGGUUUAAGUAAUGGUGGAUUUUGUUUUUACAGA